AUGAAGCUAUUUUCAGUAUAUUGUACGUCGCUACUUUUGCUCAUGAUGGAUGUUAGUGCGCAUGGUGGAGGUAGAGGUGAGAGCGAGAGAAGUAUUGGGAGCGGUGUCAGUAGUUCAGAACAUGGAGGUAGAGCAGAAGCUAGUAGCACAUAUAAUAUUAGUUCGGAAAGUAGUAGCACAGGUGGUAGCUCGCACGGUAGUAGCUCAGAAAGUGGCCAUGGUGGUAGUUCACAAGGUGGUCAUGGUGGUAAAUCCAAGAAAGGUGGGCAUCAUAACCAAUCUGGUAAGCCAUAUUCAACUUCAAACUUAUCACAAAUAGCUUACACUGCUUGCUCUCAGUUGGUUUCAGCCACUGCAACAUUUUGCGAUUCAAGUUCAGAAUAUUUCAGUGCAUGUUUCUGCGUAGAUCCAAACGCUUUAGCUACUAUUGCUGGUUGUUAUCAUAUAGCAAACAAGGCGUCCAAAAACAAUGUCAAGACAUUAAGCUCAAAUUGUGAAGCAUACAAAAUUAAUAUUAGUUUUGACCAAUUUGAAGCAGCAUAUAAAAAUUAUACUUUAAAUGCCAAAGAAACAAGCCAAAUCAAAAAUUUUAAUGCCUCUGUUCCUGUGGAUGUUCCAAUUAAGUUAAAUGCGACCUCAGUUAAUUUGUACCAGGAAUCUUACAAACAAAGUUUAGGUAAUGCUUAUUUUUCGUUAUUUUAUGGAUCCGGCAUUUUAGGGUAUUGGGCUCUUGUAUUCUUGAUUGCAGCCAUUGCUAACUGGUCGAAGCAUUUAUUCCCUGGCUUGGUAAAAAAGUUUACUGGCCCAGUAUCUAAUAAAUGGAGAAAAUAUAUCACGUUACCAGCAACAGGCACCAAAAGUAAAACCAACGAGAAGCCUUUUUUGAAAUUCUUUGACUUCUUAGUGCCUACGAGACUUGAAACUAUAAUCAUUGUUGGUUUCACGGCUCUUACUAUCGCAGCAUGUAGUGCUCAGAUUAAAUACGUUGAAAAUGGCCCUCGUAACGAUAAUAAACAUCAAACUCUACUUCGUCUUGUGGCAGACAGAACAGGGAUUAUUUCAACAAUUAUCAUGCCAUUAUUGAUCUUAUUUGCUGGUCGUAAUAACUUUUUGCAAUGGUUAACCAGAUGGGAUUUUGCUACCUUCAUUGCAUUCCAUAGAUGGGUAGCAAGAGUAGUUUUCAUUUUGGUAUUCAUUCAUUCUAUUGCAUAUACGGCAGCUUACCUUAUGUCUGGUAGAUAUUACUCUCGUAUGCAAAGCAACUUUAUGGUAUGGGGAACUAUAGCAACAGUAGCCGGUGGUAUUAUCGCAUUCCAAGGCAUGCUAUACUUUAGAAGAAAUUGGUAUGAAAUAUUUUUGAUAAUUCAUAUUAUUAUGGCUGCAUUAUUUAUUGGAGGUGCAUGGAUUCACGUUGAUGGAUUAGGAUACGUCUGGUUUUAUUAUGCUACUGUAGCAGUAUGGGUAUUUGAUAGGGUCGUUAGAAUUGGAAGAUUAAUUGCUUUCGGCUGUCCUAAAUCUGAAGUGAUAUUAUUAGCUGACGAAACGUUGAAGGUUAUAGUUCCAAAACCAUCAUAUUGGAAAUCUUCACCAGGUGGACAUGCUUUCAUUCAUUUUAUGAGACCUUCAUGCUUUUGGCAAUCACACCCGUUCACAUAUACCUGUUCUAAAGAAGAAAACAAAAUUGUGUUGUACUGUAAGGUCAAAGGAGGUAUAACUCACAGUUUAUAUCAAUACUUAGCUAGUCAUCCUGGACGUACUACGAAAAUCCGGGUUUCUUUAGAAGGACCUUAUGGAGAAUCCACUGCUGCUAAAAAUUAUGACUCUGCAGUGUUUGUUGCAGGUGGUAAUGGUAUUCCAGGUAUUUAUUCCGAAAUUCAUGAUUUAGCUUUCAGAUCGAAGUCUAAUAUCAAACAGUCAUUGAAAUUGGUCUGGGUUGUUAGGGAAUAUAGAUCAUUGUAUUGGUUUUAUGCGGAAUUAGUUGCAUUGAAAACUACCAAAAUCAAUACUACUAUUUAUAUCACGAAACCUGAACUUGAAGCGCAUGUUGACGAAUUUAACAACCGUAUUCCGAUUGUCAUAAAUGAAACUGCUUCUGAUCUUGACGUUACCGUCGAGAAGAAAUUUGAGAGUGUAGAUGACACCGAUUCUUACAAAGAUAAAUCAAGCAGCGGAGAUAGUUCUAGCGAAGAGCCAGUGGACAAAAACAGAAUCAUUGAAAUCGUGAAAUCUGAAUUGUCGCAUGUUACCUUCAAGGAAGGUAGACCAUCAAUGGAAGAGAUGGUUCUUCAAGAAAUAGACGAAUCGAAUGGAUCAGUUGCAUUCGUUACAUGUGGACACCCAUUAAUGGUUGAUGAUUUGCGUCAUUCUGUAGUUAAGAACUUGGAUAACACGGAGGGCAAACGUGUUGAAUUCUUCGAACAAUUACAAGUGUGGACAUAA
Messenger RNA from Debaryomyces hansenii CBS767, 2439 nucleotides. Its product is annotated as ferric reductase family protein. Gene Ontology annotation, biological process: intracellular iron ion homeostasis; iron ion transport; copper ion import. The transcript has a single exon. Gene Ontology annotation, molecular function: ferric-chelate reductase activity. The coding region runs from base 1 to 2439 and encodes 812 amino acids. NCBI's taxonomy places the organism in Eukaryota, Fungi, Ascomycota, Pichiomycetes, Serinales, Debaryomycetaceae. The record is from RefSeq and is a predicted model, not a curated record. Gene Ontology annotation, cellular component: plasma membrane.